This is a messenger RNA of Lingula anatina, 2946 nucleotides long. Its product is annotated as tax1-binding protein 3 homolog. The record is from RefSeq and is a predicted model, not a curated record. Gene Ontology annotation, molecular function: protein kinase binding. Gene Ontology annotation, biological process: receptor clustering; embryo development; establishment or maintenance of epithelial cell apical/basal polarity. Gene Ontology annotation, cellular component: basolateral plasma membrane; cell junction. Lineage: Eukaryota; Metazoa; Brachiopoda; Lingulata; Lingulida; Lingulidae.
UUCACUGUGAGAAGCCGACGAUGGCUGGGCAACACAAUGCGGGGGAACCUCUGGAAUGUUACAGCAUUCCAAUCGUGUUACACAAAGAGCCAGACCGAGACCAGCACGGCAACCCAGUCUAUGACCAAGAUGGCAAGCAGAGGUUUCGAUGCGGCUUUAAGAUUGGUGGUGGAAUUGACCAAGAUAAUUCCAAGAGUCCACAGGGUUAUCCAGAUAAGGGUAUUUACGUGACAUUUAUCUAUGAAAAUGGACCAGCAGCUCAAUGUGGGUUGGAAGUUCACGACAAAAUAUUACAGGUCAAUGGCCAUGACAUGACAGUAGUGACCCACAAGAAGGCAGUGGACUACAUCCAGAGAAAACCCGUCCUCAACAUGCUGGUGUUCCGGCCUGGGGUGCCCAGGUUACAGAAGUCAGGAGGUCCCCAGGCCCAGUUCCAGGCAUAUCCACAGCAGAAUUACCAGCCACAGCCACAGUAUCAGAGGGGGUACUGAACCCUGGGGACAGACCUUGGGGGGGGGGGGGUCACACACCAUCUUCAGCAUGUAUAAAAUGUAUGGGCAUUAGUCAGAGCGUCCAGUCAGUCAUAUUUACUUGUGCAAGGCAUUAGGAUUUAUAAGAACGUUUCAUCUGUAUUACAUUGCACCACUUUUGUCAAUUUUUUUAUCCAGUUGUAUUAAACUAUAAGAAUGCCGUUUAUAUCAGUCGUCUGAUUAUAAAAAAAAUAAUGAUGAGCUAAAUGUUUAUGUAGGAGUGGAAAUAUUAAUGCCAUCUGCACUUUGGUUCAUAGUAGUAAUAACUGAAUUCUUCUUUCAAUAAUGCAUUCUGUGGUUAUAAUACUAAUUUAGGUGCAAUACAUGUGUAGUUUGCAUGAGUGAACUGUCAUAAUUUGACAGCCAUUUUCUAUCAUAUUUGAGAUUAAGGAAUCUGAAUUCCUGCAGUAGCUUGUUCAUUCACACUUGAUGCUGUGCAAGGGUAAGAUGUAGUAUUGCUCAUUGUAUUAUUUAUGUGCCAUGAUAAUUAAGUUCCCAAAUUUUUUUCUCUUCUAUUUUUAGCAUGUAUUCAUUUAUUUUGGUAAAAGAAAUCUCAAUUCAAAUUUCAAAUCUUUUCAUUUGGUAACACAUUGACUAACAUUGAUUACUUUGCAGUUAUAUUGGGGGGUUAGAAAUCUAUUCCACUAAGCUAACGGUCUCAAAACACUUAUUCAUAUCAUAAUACUUUUUCCAUAUACAUGGUUAUAUAAUACACAUAGAUGCUUCAGUGAAGUCUGUUAUUUGCUUCCAAUUUUAGAUAAUGUUAUCACAAUGCUGCUUAUGCAAAGUCUUCCUAAUUAUAUUAUUUUAUAUGAAUAUAGAACAUAUAUUAUUUUGCAUGUCUUCAAGAGAUAUCUUGAUCCACACAAUUGUCUUUAAUUUUUGAAAGUAUGACAGUGUGAAUGUUAUCAAUUUUUUAAGCAGAUGAUUUAUUAAGAGUAACUGACAUCUGCUGAAUGAUAAUGUUAAUAAGGAUCAUUUAUUUCUUAGUUCUGAAAAUCAGAUCUAGAAUUAUCCCUGAAGAUUUGAAAUUGUCACAUAUCUGGUUAUAUUGAAUGUAUUCAUGAAAAGUCAUUGUUUCAUACUGAAGAAGUACGUCAUGGGCACAAUUUUUUAUAUCCAAGAAGGGUCACAGAAAUUAAACUUGGCAAUAAUUUGUAUAUACUUUUAUAUGGCCAACUGCAUUUUUCCAUAUGGUAAUAAGACAUGAGAUAUUGUGUAAACCCUUUUCUCGGUUUGAAUUAUGACCAAAACAAAUGAAAAUAAAAAUUUAUAGAUUGAGCAUUUAGGAAAAAUACUUGCCACAGGACUUUUGUAUGUAUUUUACUCCUAGAACUUGUUAAAAUAAUGUGUAUCGUAUCUUGAAAUCUGUACUUGUAGAGUCAAUACAGGGGGAAAGGUUGUGCAAUUUUGUAGGCUAGUCGUCUGUAGCUGCACCAGCUUGGGACCUUUUUCACUGCGAGCAGUACAGUAAAUUAUAACUCUCCAGUUUGACAGAUGGACAACUUGAUAGCCAGCUGGCUGUUAUGGAAGAGAGUCGUCUAAAAGGAGCACUCGACACUGCUAGUUUAUGGCAUAAAUUUUGUUUUCUACAUUGGGGCUUGUGGAAGUGAGUAGAACUUUAUGUUAGGACCAGUCAAAGUGGUGCUGUAUCAUAUGCUGUACUGCUCAAUGUGAAAAGGACUGCAGUUGACUUAUAUAUAUAUUUAGCUGUAGUGCUGGUCUAAUUUAGCUGCUGAAAGGUUGUGCAUCUUGUCAACAUUUAAAUUUAUACAUGUAUAUAUAUUAUAUAUAGUAUAUAUAUCUUCAGACAUUUUCCAAGUAUUUGUGAAACAAAAGGGUAUUUUCCAGACCAUGAAACACCUGUUCUUUGACCAAUUCAUGUCACCAGUUUGGUAGGUCGGGGUAAAUAUGUCAUGUCUAGAGUAGAAUCUCUUUUUUUCAUUAGUGUAAAGAUUGCAUGUUAAAUCUAGAUAUUGUCUAGAAAUUGUUCUAUAUUUAUCUGUAUGGUGCUGCUGUAGAGACAAUGCUGUUCUAUUAUAUUCAAGGGUGCAUUUUUUAAUGGUUUUUAGAUAUAUGAACAUCUUGUAUUUUGUAUGUGUAGAGUGCAUUCAAGAUUUGUAACCUUUAUGCAUUGGAGAUACAUUGUUGUUCCAGUCACAAACAGAGCAGUAUUUAAUCAUUUGGAGAACGGGUAACUAAUCCCAAGUCAAAACUUCAUGGCAAUUGAUUCUACAAUGCAUGUGGAUAGUGAAAGUGAAAGUCAGAUAAUUGUCAGAUCAAGCUCUUCACAUUAAAAUGGCUUAUUAACGUGUUGAGGAACUAGAGGAUGAGAUGGGUGACAUGUACAGUAUUGAUCUCUGUGUAUUCUCUGUAAAUAUUACAUACUAGUAAGGGGAGCAAUAAAAAGAGAAAA